CGGCGCAUGCGCAGACAGAAGAGCAAAAUUAAACUGUUUACAAGCACCAGACGCACGCUGUAGCUACACAAGCCAUUGAAUUCUACAUUGACUGUGCUGUCAAACUUAGUUCAUGAAAUGGUGCGACGGUGUGCAUUUCCUGGAUGCCCGAACCGCGAGAAAUUAACAAGAAAACGUAAAAGUGCAUUACCAAUGUCGAAAGAUGAAAGGCUUACUUUUCACGUGUUCCCAACACAUGAUUCUGAGCGACUGAAACUAUGGCUGCUGACUAUCCGGCGGGACGUGAAUUUUCCGAUUCGAUACGUAAAACAAAUGAAGUUGUGCAGUGAACAUUUUUCACCAGACGACUUCAGACCCUGUCAAGGAACGCUACGACGCUUGAAAAGAACAGCUGUGCCCAAUCAGUGUUUACAUAACGCACAGGAGACUUCGAAUGCACCAACCCAGCUCAGUCAGGAGUCAGAAGGUUCUACACAGGACCCUAAAUCAGCCGAUCCUUUCCAGCCCAACCAGGACCCCUGUCCAGCAGAUUCACCUCCUACCAGUCAAUCCACACAAGCAACAGAUCUUUCUUUUUCACCUGCAUAUUUAGCUGAUGUUUGUUCCCGGCACUUCGGUGACGAUUGUUUUACAAACAAGGCCCAGUUCGACGCUGCUGGAUUUGCAGAUUGUCUGAAACUGAAAGAUGGAUCAGUCCCAGCGAUAAGAGAUCCCGAACACGGACCGCGGGCAAUCACGGAUCGUUCAUGUUUGCUGACCUUACGAAUAUCACCUGGCGGAAAGAAAAGGACUCGGACCCCUGAAGGGACGAGAGCGGAAAGGGAAAGAGACACAUGCCACGCUAAAACGAGAAUCGACAUCGGCGGAGCUUUUCCAUUGUGGCGAAAGGUUGGAGAGCAAAUGGGAUUUAAAAGUGACCCGGAGAUGGCUUUCUUCUUGCUACAGAGGGUUUGCGGUGAAAAUGUUUUAGUUCCACGACGACGGAAAUCAACACAUGUACCCGCUCCACAAACAGAGGGAUCGUUUCAGGAGUCUGAGGGUGAUUCGACUCAUCCCAGUGAUGAAGAUGAAGACAUGGAGGCCUCAGAGAUCUGCUAUGAAGUCUCUCCCUCACAUCCAAAAGAUGAAUUAUCACAGAACAGACUAAAGUCUGAAGACCAGAUAAAGUCUGAGAAUCAAUUGAUGUCUGAAGACCAGCUCAAGACUAAACAUCAGCUGAUCUCUGAAGACCAGCUCAAGACUGAACAUCAGCUGAUGUCUGAAGACCAGCUCAAGACUAUACAUCAACUGAUGUGUAAAGACCAGCUCAAGACUAAACAUCAACUGAUCUCUGGAGACCAGCUCAAGACUNUGGGUCUUCAGACAUCAGUUGAUGUUCAGUCUUGA
Triplophysa rosa is the source of this 1386-nucleotide messenger RNA. RefSeq lists its product as uncharacterized. The transcript has 6 exons. Bases 118 to 1386 code for a protein of 422 amino acids. NCBI's taxonomy places the organism in Eukaryota, Metazoa, Chordata, Actinopteri, Cypriniformes, Nemacheilidae. The record is from RefSeq and is a predicted model, not a curated record.